Plectropomus leopardus (leopard coralgrouper) is the source of this 653-nucleotide messenger RNA. The record is from RefSeq and is a predicted model, not a curated record. NCBI's taxonomy places the organism in Eukaryota, Metazoa, Chordata, Actinopteri, Perciformes, Serranidae.
GGAUCUAUCUUUCAUCAAGGUGAUGAACGUUGGCCGGCGUUUCCUCGUGAACCGCGUGCAGGAUUACAUCCAGAGUAAGAUCGUCUACUACCUCAUGAACAUCCACGUGCACUCUCACUCCAUCUACCUGUGUCGGCACGGAGAGAGUGACCACAACGUUGAAGGCCGCAUCGGUGGAGACUCAGAACUUUCUCCUCGAGGGAAACAGUUCGCCCAUGCCCUGCGAGAUUUCAUUGAGGAGCACAAACUGUCAGAUCUGAAGGUGUGGACGAGCCAGCUGAGGAGAACCAUCCAGACGGCGGAGGAGCUGGGCGUCCCUUAUGAACAGUGGAAGAUACUCAACGAGAUUGACGCAGGUGUGUGUGAGGAGAUGACGUACGAGAUGAUCGAGAGCACAUUCCCAGAGGAGUUUGCUUUGAGGGACCAGGACAAGUACCACUACCGCUACCCAGGAGGAGAGUCAUACCAGGACCUGGUCCAGCGUUUGGAGCCCGUUAUCAUGGAGCUGGAGCGGCAGGGCAACGUGUUGGUCAUCUGCCAUCAGGCUGUGAUGCGCUGUCUGCUGGCUUACUUUCUGGACAAGAGUGCAGAAGAUCUACCGUACAUGAAAUGUCCGCUCCACACAGUGCUCAAGCUAACACCUGUUGCAUACG